Prorocentrum cordatum is the source of this 3816-nucleotide messenger RNA. The record is from the annotation of a GenBank genome assembly. NCBI's taxonomy places the organism in Eukaryota, Dinophyceae, Prorocentrales, Prorocentraceae.
AUGCUCGGGCGCUUUGGCCUCGACUCUCGCGAGAGAUCGGCGAUCCUGACCGCGGCCGGAGGAUCGCUAGACGUCGUCACCAUGCGUGAGAAGCUGAUGCCGAGCUGGGAAGACGAUGGCCUAGCAGAGCGCGAUGGACAGGCCAAGUGCCCGAAUGCAUGCGCUGCCCAGCUUGGUGAGGAUGACCGCGCAUGGCUAGAUGCCAGGGAGGGCGACCUGGACGCGGGCAGCUUCGCGGUGGGUCAGGGGCCCCCAGGGGCGCGCGAUGAGGGGCCUGACCAGGCCGAGGCCGACGAGGGCGACAUCGAUGCGCACUUGGCAGCCCAGCACGAGGAGGCGGAGGCCCUGCCCGCGAUCCACGCGGGUGGCGCGACAGGCUCGCCAGACGCGAGCGCGAAAGUGGCCGCCUGCAGAAAGGAACUGAAGUUCAACCUCGCGGCCGCGAUGGUCGCCGAGCAGGAGACUGGGGACUCGCCGCGCGAGGCGACGUCUGCAGAGCAGGCCAUGCGCGAGGGCAGGGGGAUCGUCGACCUGUUUUGCGCGGGCGCCAUGGGAGGCGCGCGCGCGCUCGACAUCGUUGCCCGCAAGAACAUGGAGAAGCACGGGGAGACGAGGCUCCACGAAGUGAACAUUGACUACCGCCCGGUGCACAGCUUUGGGAUUGGCAAGAUGGAGCGCGCCCAUGGCCGGGCGAAGUUCGGGAUCGCGGGCGCGGGCGUGCAGGGCGACGUCGCCAUCGGCGACUUCGCGAAGGAUGUCCCGAUCCUCGUGUUCGAAAUGCUGGAGAAGCUGGGGGCCGUCGUGGAUGGCGACGCAGGUGUCGCAGCGUUCGCGAAGCUAGCCCCGGGCGCCCCAGUCCAGCAUGAGGAGCCGCCAGACGGCGGCCACUACUACAUGAGCUUAGCGCAUGACCUCCUCGAGCAAAAUGUCAAGGACCCGGCCGAGCUGCAGAAGCUCAUCGAGAUCGGCCGUCACAUCUCUGAGCGGGGCCGGAAGAGUGCAGCUGCGAGCCAGGAGUCAGAGCAGUACCAGGCGGAGGCGGCGAAGGUGAUCGAGGAGGUUGGCCUUCCCUUCAGCCUCGCCUGGAGCUCGGACGAGUUGAAGCAGGCGCAGACGGCAGCGAAGGGCAUCAGCUCCAUGAGAAAGACCGAUCUGAUCGAGAAGGCGACCGAGAUCGGGGCCCGCGUCGCGCCGAACAUGACGAGCGCCUCGCUCAAGUUAGCGAUGCGCAGAGCAAUCCCGCAGGAGACCGCGCCGGAGCCGACCGACUACAUGGGGUUCGGGAAGCACGGCGCCACGACCUACCAGCAGGUCCUGAACCGGCGCCCGUCCAGCGCCGAGUGGACCAAGAAGGGGGCGAACGCCAAGGUCAGCUGGGAGCCCAUCAGGCUUGUCUCGUGGCUCAACGGGACAAGGGUCGCCCAUUUUGAAAAGCAGAUGGCCGGGGGCUGCGCGAAUGUCCAGGUGGAGCCGACCGAGGCCCGAGGGGGCGCGAGGUCAUCCCGCAGAUGGACGGCGGGCGCUCUGAGGGAGGACGAGCUCACGGAGGAGGGGAAGCAGGCGGUGGACCUGGAGGAGAAGCAGGUCAACCGCCGCGCCCAGGAGGAGACGCCGUCGGCGCUGGGCCAGCUUAACCAGAGCGGGUCCCAAUCAGAAUGGCCUGGACGGAGCCUGAACUACACCGAAGAGCCGGACCCGAGGAAGCAGCGCUGGCUCGCGAAGUGCAUCAAGGAGAACGACCACACCGAGGACCUUGAGGCACUACUCGCCCAUGGAAGGGUCAAGCUACUUGAGGUGGCCUGCAGUCCUGCCUCCAUCCUGAGCGCGCAGAUGGCCGAGAAGUGCGGCGAGGACGCAAUCCGACGCGCCAGCUCAUGGAACGGGCACAAGCUAGGAACCCCAGAUGGGAGCCAGAAGGCCAGCGAGACGCGCGACGAGUCGGAGCCGGACCACCUCUGGAUCAGCACGAAAAGUGGACCGCUCUCGACGCUCACCCUUGGCUUCAACGGCCCCAACCCUGCGAGAGCUGAGGCCGCCAGUAAGCGCCGCCUCCAGGCGAUCAAGGAGCGCGAGGGUGCGGUGCAGCUAGUGUACGAUCACGUAGCACAGGGCAGGCACGCGCACUGGGAAUGGCCCAUCAAGCGCGAAAGGUGGGGCCACGCCAUGAUCCGGCAGAUGGUGGAGGACGGGGCGAGGGCCGCGGUCAAGGUGGCCAGGUGCCAGCUCGGGGUGAAGAACGAGAGGGGCGACCCUCUUCUGAAGGAGUGGCUGAUCGCCACAACAUUCCCGAAUAGGGCGGCGAGGAAGGCCAUGGAGUGCCCAGGAGGCCAUCUACACGGUGAGCUCACAGGAGGCGGACCCACCACAUCCACGGGCUACUACACGGACGAGCUUGCGAAGAGGACAGCGCGCGCCAUGAUCGAGGAGAGAGCCCCAUGCUACCGCGAGCUCUGGAAUAACAUGACCGAUGCCGAUGCGCAGGGCGAGCGCGCCCAGGCCGCCGGCAAAGAGAAUGCCACCAUGCACGCGGGCCCGAGUUCCAAGGAGAUCAAGUCGGAGUUCUCACUGAUCGAACAGGAGAACUGCAUGGCGAGGGUCAGCAAGCUGCCCCACCACAUGGUGGGCGAGGUGGGCCCUGAGGGCCCAUGGAUGUCAAAACAAGCUGCGGAGCACUUCGACUCUGACUCCACCGUGCGCGAGAAGAUCCCCGGGCAGGGCGAGAACAAGGGCCAGUUCAAGGGCCUCGCGCGGGUGCUCGCCGCGGAGACCAGUCGCCCGGUGGACGGCGACCUCAGGGAGAACCAGACCUUGCAUCCAGAUCGGGCUGGGCCCGUGGUCUGGCUGGCCCGGGCGGGCCGCGUCAUCGAGGUGGGGCCCUGGGUCGGGCUGCGAGGCGCAUGGCCGCAUGCGCGGCGAGCCAGCUGCGAAAGGGGCAGGCGAGAGAUCUCGGAGGGGGCCCUCGCCCCGGACGAGGCGGCAAAGUUCAGCGUCGCGACGGCCACCGAGGUGGACAACUACGUCAUCUCCUUUGUCCUGGAACCCCUACCACCGGGGGGCGCCCCGCCGCCGGAGGGCGCCAUGCGCGCGCGGUGGGCCCUCGAGUGGAAGAUUGACGAGAACACGGGCGACAGGAAGCCAAAGGCCAGGAUCAUGGUUCUAGGCUACAUGGGCCCAGACUACGAACACCGCCCGACGACAGCACCCACAAUGACACGGAAAUCUCGACAUGCGGUGCUGCAGGUGAUGUCAUGGCUUGGCUUCGGGGGGUUCAAGGCAGACGUGGCGGGGGCUUUCCCGCAUAACCCGGAUAUCCAGCACGACCUCUUCGCGGUGCCAGUCAAGGAGCUGCGGAAGGCCGUGCACGGGCUCGCGGAGGCUGCCAUCGAGUGGUUCAUGACAGUCAGAGAGGCUCUUGAGGAGUUCGGCUGGGCCCAGAUGAAGAUGGGCCCGUGCGUCUGGGCGUUGCGCGGCGAUGCGCGUGGCCAGGGCAGUUGCCUCACCAGGAAGGCGCUGCUGGACUUCCUGGAUCCCGAGAAGCUUGACAGGCUGAUCGCGGCGAAGUGCGACCUCGACAUCAUAGCUAUUGCCGGCUCGCACGUGGGCGGCUUCCUGAUUGGGGCUCGCAAGAAGAUCGAGGAGCGCUUGAAGUGGAAGACCUGGGAGACGGACGAGUUCAUGCGGACUGGCGCCCGGGUCGAGCAGCAGGCCGACAAGAGCUCCCGCAUGGAUCGGAGCGAGCCCAUCAAUGCCAUCGAGAAGACAGUCCAGUCCCCCGAGCGAAAGAAGAACAAGGACGCACCGACUACCGACAAGUAG